GUCUGAAAGCUCUUAGAAAUAGUAAGUGAUAGUCGUCUCAUCAACACAGCAUUGGUCAGUCUAAAUUUAAACUCAGAAAUAUUAAGUUGCCUUCAUGAUCCUCGCACUCCUACAACACCACACCUCAGGAAGAUCUUCGCAGGCCACUGAGUGAAGCACAGCGCCGCAGCGGAACCAUCACACUACCACCGCGGCCGUCAUGGGGGAGGCGUCGUGGCGAAGGUGGUGCUGGUGGAGGGAGUGUCUGGUGGUGGUGGUGGUGGUGGUGGCGUCAGAGGCGGCAGGACAGCAGGCGCCUUGUGAGGUGCUGGACAGCAGCCUGCAGUCCACCUUCCCGCUGCCCACCACCCUCACCCUGCGCCCCUCGGAGCCUCAGUGGCGGCUGGACUUUGCUGUGCAUGAGACACACGCGGCCUCCACAGCCUGUGUCCGCGUGGAACAGAAGUCUAAGGUUUCCAGCCUGCGGUUCAAGCUGUACAAGGGAACCUGCAGUAACGGCACGCUCGUCGACUUUGGCUUCCUAUAUGACGUGACCUUUCUGCCCACCGCCUGGACUCUCCUGCAGGUGCAGGUCAAGGACAACUCGGUGGUGGUGGAGCCCUCAGGGGCCGCUGCUGUGGUGCUGCAGGACAGGACGUGCCCUGAGCUCUCCAGGGGCGUGCACCACCACGCGGGCGCCACCUUGUACCCGCACCUCGCCGACAUCACGCCGUCCCGCGCCGGCUGGCAACUGGUGGAGGUGCGGCACCACGGCGGCGUGGCGCAGGUCACCCUGGACAACGUGAUGGUGUGGAGCAGGGAGCUGCCGCCCCAGUGUGCCUUCCUGGGAUACACAGUGACCAUCGAGGGACAGGCCCUCUUCACCUUCUCCUGCAACCCUGUCACCGGCGACCCGGAGUGGGACGGGACACACCAGUGGGCGUUGGAUUUUGACACCGCCAACUCCGGCACGGCUGAGUUAAUGGCGUGGGUGGCGGCGGGCGUCAACAUCGUGGUGGUGGUGGUGGUGUGUCUUGUGGUGUAG
Messenger RNA from Portunus trituberculatus (swimming crab), 1024 nucleotides. RefSeq lists its product as uncharacterized. Bases 200 to 1024 code for a protein of 274 amino acids. The record is from RefSeq and is a predicted model, not a curated record. Lineage: Eukaryota; Metazoa; Arthropoda; Malacostraca; Decapoda; Portunidae. The transcript is spliced from 3 exons.